GCCAGGGUGGAGGGAGAGCGAGAUGUGGGGAUGCGCUCUGGCCGAAGAAUCAGUUUCCCCGAAAGCGGCCGGGCACCGAGCGUUCAGACCUGCGGGUCAGGCAGGGAUAGCUUGAGGCUAGGCUACUCGCGGAUGUGCCCUGAUGGGGCGGGGAGCUGCUCCAAGUGUCAGGCUACUGCGUGAGGGGAGAGGGGGUCACCAGAGAAGGGAAGCGACAGAGAAGCUGCAGGAGUGUGAGGGAACGCGUAGGUACCCGGGCAGCAGCUUCCCGCUGCCUGCAGCCAGGACAGCAGCCGGAACAGCAGGGGGAGGAGCAACAGCUGCUGAAUUCGCCAACUAGAGGAGGGGGAGGCGGAGCCUGGGUCCCUGUAGCAGCCGAAGGCGCAGCCUGGACUGUAGUUUCCCGGGAGAGAGAGCAGGAACAGGAGCGGAGCGCAGUCCUUGGAAGCCUCAGGUCCAGCAUCCCGCCAGGGGUUGCAGGUGUGUGGGAGGCUUGAGAUUAUUCCAGCAUGGCUUUUCUUGGACUCUUCUCUUUGCUGGUUCUGCAAAGUUUGGCUUUAGGGACCACUUUCACUGAUGAAACCAUUGCUGAGUUGUCAGUGAAUAUGUAUAACCAUCUUCGAGCCACUGGGGAGGAUGAAAAUAUUCUCUUCUCUCCAUUGAGCAUCACCCUUGCAAUGGGAAUGUUGGAACUUGGGGCCCAAGGGUCUACCCUGAAAGAAAUCCGUCACUCAAUGGGAUAUGACAGCCUGACAAAUGGUGAAGAAUUUUCCUUCUUAAAGGAUCUUUCUCACAUGGUAACUGCUGAAGAGAGCCAGUAUGUGAUGAAAAUUGCCAAUUCCCUCUUUGUGCAAAAUGGAUUUCAUAUCAGUGAAGAGUUUUUGCAAAUGAUAAAGAAGUAUUUUAAUGCAGAAGUCAAUCAUGUGGACUUCAGUCAAAAUGUAGCUGUGGCCAACUAUAUCAAUAAGUGGGUGGAGAAUAACACAAACAGUCUGUUGAAAGAUUUGGUAUCCCCAAGGGAUUUUGAUGCUGUCACUCAUCUGGCCCUCAUCAAUGCUGUCUAUUUCAAGGGGAGCUGGAAGUCACAAUUCAGACCUGAAAAUACCAGAACUUUUUCCUUCACUAAAGAUGAUGAAAGUGAAGUCCAAAUUCCAAUGAUGUACCAACAAGGAGAAUUUUAUUAUGGGGAAUUUAGUGACGGCUCCAAUGAAGCUGGUGGCAUCUACCAAGUGCUGGAAAUACCAUACGAGGGAGAUGCAGUAAGUAUGAUGCUGGUACUGUCCAGACAGGAAGUUCCCCUGGCCACCCUGGAGCCAUUGGUUAAGGCACAGCUGAUUGAAGAGUGGGCGAACUCUGUGAAGAAGCAAAAGGUGGAAGUGUACCUGCCCAGGUUCACAGUGGAACAGGAAAUUGAUUUAAAAGAAGUUUUGAAGGCUCUUGGAGUAACUGAAGUUUUCAUCAAAAAUGCAAAUCUGACAGCCUUGUCUGAUAACAAAGAGAUUUUCCUUUCCAAAGCAAUUCACAAGUGCUUCAUAGAGGUCAAUGAAGAAGGCUCAGAAGCUGCUGCUGCCUCAGGAAUGAUUGCAAUUAGCAGGAUGGCUGUGCUGUAUCCUCAAGUUAUUGUCGACCAUCCAUUUUUCUUUCUUAUCAGGAACAGGAGAACAGGUACAAUCCUAUUCAUGGGACGAGUCAUGCACCCUGAAACCAUGAACACCAGUGGACAUGAUUUUGAGGAACUUUAAAUCAUUUUAUUUGAGUAACAAAGAAAAUAGUAACUAAGCACAUUAUGUUUGCAACUGGUAUAUAUUUGAGACUUGUGUUUUACAAUAUAUCUUAAAAUAAUAUUUAAAAUAGUUCCUGAUAAAAAUAAUGUAUGUAAAUUAUAAGCCAACUUGUCAAGGAAUGUUAUCAGUAUUAUCAAGGUAAUGGUCCUGUCAUUUCAUUGUGUUUGUUGUGCUAGUAUUUAAAAUAAAAAUACACAGUGAACAUGUCAA
Molecule: messenger RNA, 1994 nt
Organism: Cervus elaphus (red deer)
Lineage: Eukaryota; Metazoa; Chordata; Mammalia; Artiodactyla; Cervidae
Gene: SERPINI1
Product: serpin family I member 1
Exons: 9
Coding region: 510-1742 (410 amino acids)
Biological process (GO): negative regulation of endopeptidase activity
Molecular function (GO): serine-type endopeptidase inhibitor activity
Source: RefSeq, a predicted model, not a curated record